CCACUCGCUCGCGGUGCGGCCACACAGCUGACAAAGACUCCUCAUUUGAACUUUCGAGACUACACGCCUCCUGCAAGAAGAAAAGAAGCACACACAAAAAAAAGAAAAAGAAAGAGCUGCCCAAUUAGCAUCGUGGUGUCGUCGUCCUUCUUCGGUACCACCUUCCUUUGCGCCUGUGGAGGAUGAUCGGGUGGCGCGAUGUGGGCAUGCAUCGUUUCGUUUCGUUUCGGUGUGUGCGUGUGGGCGGAUCGGAACGUCCACAAACGUUAUCGUAGACGACUCCAUCGAUUGGAAGAUCACUUUUUUGUUAUUGUAUAUUUUGUUAAUUCGAAGAUAAAAAGUCUUCUCCUAUUGCUUGGAGAGUUUGGGAAGCACGACAUAAUCCUUUCCGAGUGAUCGCUCUCCCACAGACAUCAUUAGCCACAAUCGAUGCCUUUUGUCAUCAUCUUCUGAUAUUACAUAUAAUAUAUAAAUGUGUAUUUGAUAGAGAAAGUUUUGGAGGAUAUAUUGGGAAGAAGAUCGCGUUAAAACCGGCAUUGCGGAUUACUGCUUGCGUGGAUAGAUACUUCCUUCGUUCCCAAAACAUCCCCCAAAUGGCUUUUCCUUGAUGCAUCCUCGCCUUCCCAGCUCUCGCGCACCUCCGUUCGGACCGUGCUUCGGGCGAUGACGGCGCCCAACAUCGAGAUGAUCGCUGCUUUGCUCAGGAGCUGCAAUCUGAGGAGAGGCGGAGACAGGGUGUCUCCGCCGUCGGCUGCGGCGCGUCGGGUCGAGGCGAGCGACGAGAGCGCGGGAGAGGUCACGGUGGAGCUCAACUCGGAGACGGCGCUCCCUUACCACUGGGAGCAGUGUCUUGACAUGCGGACAGGGGAAGUCUACUACAUCAACCGGGAGACGGGAACCAGGACGAGCAAGGACCCGAGAACCGCCGUCGCUGCCGCCACCUAUUCAUCGAGCUAUCACUCCGAGGAAGACGUCUCCUCUGAUGAUGACAGCUGCUCCGGAGUCGGCGGCAGCGACGACCACGAGGACAGCGUCGACACCGCCAACUCGUGCCUCACCUCCCUCUCGUCCACCUCUACAUCGGUUACUAGCGCGGAGCCCAGCGGUGGCCAUAUCCUCGUUUCCGCCGGAUGCAGGUCCUGCUUCAUGUACUUCAUGGUUCCCAAGAGCAUCGACGCCUGCCCCAAGUGCGGCGGCCGCCUCCUUAAGCUCGGCCGCGACGGCUGCGUCUGAACUCCCAUGUAUUUUGGAUCAAUCCAGCGAGAAAAGAUCGAGCUUUUAUGACCGAGUUCCAAUUUUUUUUA
Musa acuminata AAA Group (dessert banana) is the source of this 1304-nucleotide messenger RNA. Its product is annotated as protein CURLY FLAG LEAF 1-like. The record is from RefSeq and is a predicted model, not a curated record. The transcript has 2 exons. Lineage: Eukaryota; Viridiplantae; Streptophyta; Magnoliopsida; Zingiberales; Musaceae. Gene Ontology annotation, molecular function: protein binding. Bases 664 to 1233 code for a protein of 189 amino acids.